CAGCUGCUCAGAGCAGCGGCUCAGGUUCCUCCUCUAAUUAUCCAAUCAGCAGGCGGCUCCAGGUGUUCAGCAGCUUUAUCAUCCUCAGGUGAGGCGGCAGUCUGCAGCAGCUUCCAGCCGCUCUUCGGUGCUUCCCGGCGGGCAGAGAGCAGCGCAGUGGACCGGAGCAUGUCGGCGGCUAACAGACGGAUGACGAUGGCCUGGGUUUGGCCCGCUUUGGUGCUUCUAGCCCGGCUCACCACGGCAGAGGAACCGCGUCGGGACGCACACGGGGCUUUGGCCGGCUCCGAGGCGCUGAUCUCGGACUCGGAGCCGCCGAUGGAGACCCGCAGCGGGGGAGGCUUCCUGCCGGUGCUGGUGUGGAAGUUUGUGAAAGAUGCUGCAGAUGCAUCAGAUUUGGGCCGACCGCAGUUUCUCUGCAGCGACACGUCACUCUCUGUUCGCUUGUCGCUCAUCCGACACUCUGACCUGCAUCUGCAAGAUGGGAGGAGGUUGGCGUGGCUGCAGCAGGGAUGUGAUGGUUCUGUUGGGACCGUGGGGCCGUGGCUGCUGCUGAAGCUGCCUUACACCAGCUGCCAUGUGACAUCACAGGUUUCAAAUGGAACGUGGUUCCACCAGUUGAAGCUGCGUUACUUCGACCACCUGCUGCGGGAGAACAUGACGGCUGUGGUCGCCUGUGAGGAUCCUGCAACGUGGACCCUGCCGGCGGUGAGCUGCAGGAGCACAGAAGUGGCUGUGAAACUGCCUCAGGGAAGCAGACUGCAGAAGGUGAAGGCUCUGGGGAAAGAUGUGGUUGGUAGGGUGCAGACCACCACUACUCCAGAGCCAGUGUUGGUGCAGAUCUCCACACCAGCAGACAAGGACUCCAUGUUUGAAAUGAUCUAUUUGGAUUCGGCUGGGGAGAUGUCCACGAUGCUGGCGGCUUGUUUCGGUGCAGCCAGAGGAGAUGGGCGGGAUCGUCGGCGCAGAGCUCUGCAACACCAGGACCAGUGGGACUGGGGGGUGAAUCCUCGUCAUUGGCACAAUGUGGAACCCCGACAGAUGGCGGUCAAUUCCUCAGAAUACCUGGAUGCAUCAAAUGAUGACCCUUCUGAUGAGGAUGAUGAAGAGUUGGAUGGAUAUCAGGAGGAUUCAGAUGAAGAGCAGUCAGAUGAUGAGGAGUCUGAUGACACCAACAACACAACAGCCAACAUGACUGAUGCCCGGAUAAACUCCACAAUAGCAGCUCCAACCACAACACUGACGGUGGAAGCUGAAGAAACACUGAACUCCUCGAUGCCUGUAAAACCCAGACUGGGGAGAGGGUUGGCUGACAUGGAGACGUCUGGUGACUCUGAGGAGGAUGACGACACUUUUUCACGUUUAGGACCCAGACUGGAGAGAGGGUUGGCUGACAUGGAGACGUCUGAUGAUGAUUCUGAUGGUGAUGGGGAUGAUGAAGAGUAUGACGGUGACGAGGGCGACUAUUCUGAUGACGAGGCUGAGUACGACGAUUCCACAACGGCCAACAUGACUGAUGCCCAGACAAACGCCACAAUAGCAGCUUCAAACACACUUGAAGAAAUGCUGAACACCUUGAUACCUGUAGAACCCAGACUAAGGAGAGGGAUGGAGGACAUGGAGGCAUCUGAUGACCCAGAGAACAUGGAGGAUGAUGGGGACAACUAUGAUGGCGAGGAUGAUGAAGACUACGACAGUAGUGAUGAGGAUGACUAUAACCUUGAUGAGGCUGACUAUGAUGAGCAUUCAACAGCCAACACGACUGAAGCCCAGACGAAUGCCACAGCUGCACAUGUCCACCCAGCAUCAAUGGCCCUGAACACCUCGAUGCCUUUUGUCCCCAGACUGGGGAGAGGGAUGGAGGAUAUGGAUUCAUCUGACCCAGAGUACAUGGAGGAUGAGUCUGAGGAUGACUAUGAUUCUGAAGAUGAUAUAUUUUUACCUUUUGAACCCAGACUGGGGAGAGGGAUGGAGGCAUCUGAUGACCCAGAGGACAUGGAAGAUAACAACUAUUCCAAGGAAGAUGACUAUGAUGAUUCCGAGGAUGACUAUUAUUCUGAAGAAGAUGAUGACUCUGAGGAGGACAGCGAUUCCACAACAGCCACAAUGACUGAAUCCCAGAAGAACGCCACAGCUGUAGAUGCCCACAUGGCACCAACAGCACUGAACACCUCGAUGCCUUUAGAAUCCAGACUAGGGAGAAGGAUCGAGGCAUCUAAUCUAGAAUACAUGGAUAGCAACUCUUCCGGGGAUGAUGACAAGCUAUCUGAUGGCAGCGGUGAGGAUUGAUGCUGACAGUUCCACAACCAGCACCUCCAGUACACAUUUGGACCAGUGGGCCCCCCCAGCUCCUAGACCCCCACCACAGAUCCAGCCACAACUGCAGAGGUCCUUGGUCCAACUCCUUGUAUCUCCUCAUUCUCUUUUAAAUAAAGUACAGCUUUCCAUCA
Messenger RNA from Amphiprion ocellaris (clown anemonefish), 2450 nucleotides. RefSeq names its product dentin sialophosphoprotein-like. The record is from RefSeq and is a predicted model, not a curated record. The transcript is spliced from 6 exons. The coding region runs from base 169 to 2289 and encodes 706 amino acids. NCBI's taxonomy places the organism in Eukaryota, Metazoa, Chordata, Actinopteri, Pomacentridae.